This is a messenger RNA of Drosophila ficusphila, 1410 nucleotides long. It is a transcript of the gene Sas10, whose product is annotated as something about silencing protein 10. The coding region runs from base 94 to 1362 and encodes 422 amino acids. Gene Ontology annotation, cellular component: small-subunit processome; nucleolus. Gene Ontology annotation, biological process: maturation of SSU-rRNA from tricistronic rRNA transcript (SSU-rRNA, 5.8S rRNA, LSU-rRNA). The transcript has a single exon. The record is from RefSeq and is a predicted model, not a curated record. NCBI's taxonomy places the organism in Eukaryota, Metazoa, Arthropoda, Insecta, Diptera, Drosophilidae.
UUAUCGAAACUGCUGUUUGCUGCGUUUGUUUACGCACGUGUUGCCUUAAUUUUUUUUGUUUUUUACUGGAUUUUUAAUAAUCCUGGUCAGAAAAUGGAUAGCGAAAAUGACGACUACGAGAUCACCGAUUCGGAGCAGGAGUACGAUAAGGAGGAGCGUGAGCUCCUGGAGGAUUUGCGCAAACAGCGCAACAAACGCCAGCAGCAGGAUCCCCACCAGGAAGUCCUGGCGUUCAGUGACUCGGACGAUGACGAUAAUGUGGCGGAACUGAUGCGAGACAGCGACAUCGAGGGUGCCGAGGACGAUGACGGCGAUCUGCCGAACACAAUGGACUGGGGUAGCAAAAGAAGCACGUACUACAACACGGAUUUCGUGGACCAGGACUACAGCAGCUACAAUGCCCAGGAAGAGGAGCAGGCCCGCGCCGAGGAGGAGGAGGCCAAGAAGAUUCAGUUGCGCCUGGCCAAGCGGCUCAGCGAGGCUGACUUUCAGCUGGACGAUGUCCAGGCACCUGCAGCAAGCAGCGACGAGGAGGAAGCUGCCGAGGUCACCAAGGUGACAACCGAUUUGACCGGAUUAACGCCACGCGAACGCCUGCAGCUUCUGCAAAAGGAUUCACCGGAGUUCAUAGGCCUCACCCAGGACUUUCAGCAGCAUCUGCAGGAGGUCAAGGACCUGAUCACACCGGUUCUUAACUACGUGCGCAAUCACGAUGUUCCCAUGGUGCCGGCCCUCAAAUACGCCAGUCUCUACCACACCGUUCUCUCCACCUACUGCUCCAAUGUGGCCUUCUACUUGCUGCUAAAGGCGCGCCGAAGCAACGUUAAAUUCCACCCGGUGGUCAAGCGACUGGUGCAGCUCAAGCAACUGCGGGAGCAGCUGACGCCGCGCUACGAGGAAUACAUACGGCCGCAGCUGGAGGCUUUGCUGGAGCGGAUUGCGGACGGCGAUGCCUUCACCGUGCUGGAUGUGGAGCAGCGCAAGGCCAAGCUGCAGAUCCUUAACAAGUACAGCAACGGCGAACUGGCGGAGGUUAGCUCGGGUGACGAGGAGGAGAAGAAGCAGAAGGAUCGCGAGGACAGAGAGGAGCAGGACGAGGAGGACGCAGAGGAAGGUGAAGAGCAGGAGGAGGAGGUCGCCCGACGCGGCAUCACCUACCAGAUGGCGAAGAACAAGGGUCUCACGCCGCACCGCAAGAAGGAGCUGCGCAAUCCGCGUGUCAAGCACCGCGGCAAAUACCGCAAGGCGCUCAUCCGGCGCAAAGGAGCCGUGCGCACGGUGCGCAAGGAGCUCCAGCGCUACGGCGGCGAGAUGUCCGGCAUUAAGGCCACCGUCAGCAAGAGCGUCAAGUUCCGCGUAUAGUUCAACUAGCCAUUAUCUAAUAAAUCGACAACUAUCCCCUUGUUUUAA